AUGAAGAUGCUGUCCAUCCUGACGUUUUGUGCUCUCCGCGCGGUCACCUGUCACGCCUCCCAUGCUUCCCGAAAUGACGAUGAUGUUCGGGACAGAAGGGAAUUUGGCUCCGUUGUCGAUGGCAUACAAGCAAAGAUCCUGAAAACCCUCGACGACAGAGAGGAAAUUCUUCAUUCGAGAGGAGUCGAGGCUCGUUGCACAUCGAAGAAUGUUGUUUUCCGCCGGGAAUACGGCGCUCUUACCGAAGCGGAGAGGUUGGACUAUGUUAACGCUGUGAAGUGUCUCCAAGGCCUGUCGGCCCGGACUCCGGAGAGCGUGGCGACCGGAGCAAAGUCUCGAUUUGACGACUUCAUUGUGACGCACGUUCAGCAGACUUUGACCAUCCAUUUUACUGGCAACUUCCAGCCGUGGCAUCGUUGGUUCGUCUACGUAUACGAGCGUGCUUUGCGCGAUGAGUGCGGCUACAAAGGGUAUCAACCAUACUGGGACUGGCCCAAAUAUUCCUCGGCACCGCAGGACAGUCCGAUUUUCAACGGUGACCGCUAUAGCUUGGGCGGCAAUGGAGAUUUUGUACCUCACGACGGCCCAAUCGCUAAGUCGCCGAAUGGCCUGCCGCUUCCCGGUCUCGGCAUGCAGCUGCCACCAGGGCUUGGAGGAGGAUAUGUCACGACUGGGCCCUUCGCAAACAUGACGAUCAAUCUUGGCCCAAGAAAUAGCGUCGCAUACAACUCCCGGAGGAUAAGAAGGGAUGUCGGGCCCACCCUGACCAUCCGUUACGCGAACUAUACCACAGUUUUGGAUAUGCUACGGAAGUCAAACAUUGACGACUUCCGGUAUCUCUCAGAGGGGACUCCAUACAGUAUUGAGAUUGGACCACAUAUUGCCGCCCACGCUGCCAUCGGUGGGGAUCCUGCCGGCGAUUUAUUCAUCUCCCCCGGUGAUCCGGCAUUUUAUACCCACCACGGAAUGAUGGACCGCAUGUGGACGCUAUGGCAAGCGAUUGAUCCUGCGACACGACGCGACGACCUGGGUAGAGGAGAGUAUAGCCACACUACAUGGGCAAACACUCCGCCUUCAAAAGAGACGAACUUGAGUGAUAUUCUCGACCUAGGUUAUGCCGGCGAGAGCAUUCAGAUUGCAGACGUCAUGGACACGCUCUCCGGACCGUUUUGCUACUUCUAUCUGUAG
This is a messenger RNA of Purpureocillium lilacinum, 1188 nucleotides long. The record is from RefSeq and is a predicted model, not a curated record. NCBI's taxonomy places the organism in Eukaryota, Fungi, Ascomycota, Sordariomycetes, Hypocreales, Ophiocordycipitaceae.